AACACAUAAAUUAAAAUGAUAUAUAUAUAUAUAUAUACUAGUUUUAUAUCUCAUUAUUAAUGCAGUACUUAUUUAGGAUUUUUCCAUACUUUGCUGCACUGAGUAUUUAAAAUAAAAUGUAAUAAAUAGUAAUAAUUCUAAUAAGACUAAACAUCUCGCAGUAAGGAAAUGUUAUAUCACACAGAAUGUUGUAGAAUGUUUCAUAAUAGCUGAUUAAUUGUGUUUCAUUUUUGUGUGCCUGUUCUUAUGUACAUCUACCCAUGGAUUCAUUUAUACAUUAUUACUCCUUUACUAUUUAUAAUCCUGCUCCUGCCACGAAUAUAGCGCUCGAGGCCGUCACGGUGUUAAAAAACAAACAGCAACAACCGAACACCUAACCUAAAAUGCUUCAUAUAGGAGGAUCCACAAGCCUGAAUCGGGAGAAACCGAGAGUUCGCUGCUCCUCUGACGUCAUGGAGUUUUCUCUGGUUCAUCCUGUGUUUAAAGCCUUCAUGUGUGGUUCUCUGAGCGGAACCUGCUCCACUCUGCUCUUCCAGCCACUGGAUCUGGUGAAGACCCGUCUACAGACUGUACAGAACAAUGUACAGCCCGGUUCAGGAAGGGUUGGCAUGGUAACCGUCUUUCUCACCGUUGUGAGGACGGAGAAGCUGCUAGGACUUUGGAAGGGAGUCUCACCUUCAUUUGUACGGUGUAUCCCCGGUGUUGGAAUCUACUUCAGCACAUAUUACAGUGUGAAGCAGCGGUUCUUCAGCGACAGAGCGCCGCGUCCCGUGGAGGCCGUGCUGCUGGGCGCCGGAGCCCGGUGUGUAGCGGGAGUCUGCAUGCUGCCGGUCACCGUCAUCAAAACACGCUUCGAGAGCGGGCGUUAUAACUACAGCGGUGUAGUAGGAGCUCUGCGCAGUGUGUGUCGGACAGAGGGGCCGAGAGCGCUGUUCUCCGGUCUCACAGCCACGCUGCUCCGAGACGCUCCCUUCUCCGGCAUCUACGUCAUGUUCUACAGCCAGGCCAAGAACACACUGCCUCACGAGAUAAGCGAGUCAGCGUAUGCUCCUCUAGCGAACUUCAGCUGCGGCGUCGGAGCCGGCGUGUUUGCAUCUCUGCUCACGCAGCCUGCAGACGUGGUGAAGACGCACAUGCAGGUGAAUCCUCAUCGGUUCAGGAGGAGCGCAGACGCUCUCGCGUACGUCUACACGGAGCACGGCUUGGCUGGGUUUUUCCGUGGAGCCGUGCCUCGGUGUCUGCGCAGGACGAUGAUGGCGGCGAUGGCGUGGACCGUGUACGAGCAGCUAAUGGCGCGAAUGGGCCUCAAGUCCUGAGAGAGAGAGAGAGAGAGAGAGAGAACGAACGAACGAACGAGAGGUGGUGAUGUGAGAGAUUUUGCUCAAGUCUCCGAGAGGGCGGAAGUUUUGGAGUCGGAGCGAACGUUUCUGCUUCCGAGACGGCGCGUUCGAACAAUCUUUUCCUCCGAAUCCCAGACAUCUACAGUGCACGGUUUACUUUCGGCGCUGUGCCCAAGAGCUCUUUAUCGUACAAAACGGCCGAGAACGAAAAGGAAUAGAAGCGAGAGGAAAUUCAGCCCGUGCUCUGGAGAAGAUGUAAUCAAAAGUGCCCUGAUCUCCAAACACAACCCAGGCGGUGGAAGGAAAGUGUUCUUCCUCUGAUAUCAGGAUGCUAAAGGAGCAGUAAUAAGAUCUCCAUCCUUGCUAAACCUUCUCCGCUGCGUGAACACACACGUGCGUAACCGCAUCGUAUGAACAAACCGUCUGGGACUUCAGCUUUGUACAGCUAUAAAUCUAGAAACGCGUGAUAGCAUAGGAACAUUCCAGCAGCUGCGAGCGGUCCCUCCCCCGGCAGCUACGAGCGGUCCCUCCCCCGACAGCUACAAGCGGUCCCUCCCCCGACAGCUACGAGCGGUCCCUCCCCCGACAGCUACGAGCGGUCCCUCCCCCGACAGCUACGAGCGGUCCCUCCCUCGGCAGCCUUAAAUGUUAAACGUCACCAGAACACGUGAAACGUUCCACC
This is a messenger RNA of Ictalurus furcatus (blue catfish), 2022 nucleotides long. It is a transcript of the gene slc25a38a, whose product is annotated as solute carrier family 25 member 38a. The coding region runs from base 384 to 1316 and encodes 310 amino acids. Gene Ontology annotation, cellular component: mitochondrion; mitochondrial inner membrane. The record is from RefSeq and is a predicted model, not a curated record. Lineage: Eukaryota; Metazoa; Chordata; Actinopteri; Siluriformes; Ictaluridae. The transcript has 8 exons. Gene Ontology annotation, molecular function: glycine transmembrane transporter activity. Gene Ontology annotation, biological process: glycine import into mitochondrion.